AUGCUCGAAGUGAAAUCUCUCGACUUUCCUCCAAGGUAUGAAGGCAUAACACCUGAGAUCUUCGGCUCUUGCAACGAUUUCUUACUUGUUUAUUGUCGUCCUCAUCUUUAUCUGUGGAACCCAUCUUCUGGUACACAUAAUAUGUUUGAAUUAUACUAUCAUAUUGACACGGAUAAUAUACUCAUGUGUGGACUUGGUUAUGAUUCUUCCUCUGAUGAUUACAAGGCUGUUUUUGUAUCUCAUUUAGUAAGUCCACCAGGCUCACCCAACAGUGGUUAUAGUUUUGAAUCUAUCUUUAUCUCUCACUACUCUUUCAGGACCAAUACUUGGAAAGAUAUUGAUUACAGUGAUUUUCCUUACAAUUUUUAUUUUGACACACAAGGGGUUACUUUGAAUGGAGCUCCCCAUUGGGUUCUUCGCCGUGAAGAAUAUGAUAUGGAAGCCUAUUCUAAAUCUGUAACCGUAGUACUGGUUUAUUUUGAUCCGGCUAAAGAAGACUUUUAUGAGCUGCCAUUACCAUGCAUGUUAGAUAAGGAUUCAAAGUUUGAGCUGGGGGUUUUAGGUGGAUGUCUUUCUCUAACAUACGAUCCCAAUGGAAGCCACUUUGAGACUUGGGUAAUGAAGAAAUAUGGGGUGGAAGAAUCUUGGGAAAAAUUGUUUGUCAUUCCCCAUUUUGAGGAGUGUCUUGGGCCAUUGUGUUUCACUAAAAACAAUGAUGUUUUAAUGGAGGGGAUGUGUUUCACCAAAAACAAUGAUGUUUUAAUGGAGGUGAACAGAAAGAAAAUAGUCAUCUAUAAUCUUUUAAACAAUUCUUAUAAAAGAACUGUGAUCUCAAAUAUAGAGUCAGAUGACUCAUAUUAUUCUCGUGGGUUUGAACUUGGUGUAUAUGUGGAGAGUGGUUCUUCCAUAAGAUAA
Quercus lobata is the source of this 915-nucleotide messenger RNA. Its product is annotated as F-box/kelch-repeat protein At3g06240-like. Lineage: Eukaryota; Viridiplantae; Streptophyta; Magnoliopsida; Fagales; Fagaceae. Bases 1 to 915 code for a protein of 304 amino acids. The record is from RefSeq and is a predicted model, not a curated record. The transcript has a single exon.